Messenger RNA from Suillus fuscotomentosus, 624 nucleotides. RefSeq lists its product as uncharacterized. Bases 1 to 624 code for a protein of 207 amino acids. The transcript is spliced from 6 exons. The record is from RefSeq and is a predicted model, not a curated record. NCBI's taxonomy places the organism in Eukaryota, Fungi, Basidiomycota, Agaricomycetes, Boletales, Suillaceae.
AUGUUGAUCGUAUCCUGGUCCGCCUAUAGCGGUAUCCAGAAGCAAUUCAAUUCUGCGACGUACAAAGGACCGCGGGCAUCAGCCCUGGAUGGGAAGUUUUUCGGAGUCUUGCGGAAGCAGCAGGAUGGACCACUUCUUGUGAUUCUUGGCUUCUCGCAAUCCAUGCUUGGCUGGUAUAUGACACAACCAUCGAGAGACACCUUCUCUGGUAUGGGGGUUUGGGCCGCGACCACCACCAAUAAUGAUUAUGUCACUCGCAUGCGAGGUUUGAGGGUACUCGGUCUUGACUAUUCACACCGCAAGGAGCUUAUCGCAGGCAACCUCGGCGAAUAUAUUGCUUCACAAUUUCGCGAAUCCGCCGAGCGCGUCGGCGACGAUGCGGUUGACUUUGACGAAGCGUAUGAAGCUCAUUCUAUGAAAGCAUUCCCGAGCAUCAGCUCUUUCCUCUAUGAAACAAUGCACGAGCUGCCUCAGAUUGCUUUCAUGCUGAGCGCCGUGCGAAAACCAACGACGUCUGGAUUGUUUCAUCUUGCUGCAAUAUUUGCCGGCGUACACAAUAUAUAUGAGCUCAAGAACGUGCGGAACAAAGUGGUGGAUGGCACAGAACAGUUCCCCGAGAACUAG